CUCCCGCCGUCGGCGUAACCGUUCACCCCAUCCAAAUAGAAGGGCCGGCACGGAUGCUCUCGUAUCUCUUGUCUGGAGCGGCGAAUUUCCAUCUGUUUCUGCGAACGCAAAGUCAAGCAUGGGCGAUACAUUCUUCUAUUCUUCUGUGGGUUUCCCCCCUACAUCCCUCAAAAAUGGAUUGAAAUCAAGGAGUUUCUCCGGGGACCAAGCGGAUGAUUGGGAUGGUGUUGCAGCGGACGAAGACGUCCCGCUUGUCUCUCCACCGAUUGCUGCCCCUCUCUUAUCAUCACAACGUCGAAGCGACCCUCCCAAAUUUCCUUGUAGGUGCUGGACCCUAGUGAUGGUCAUAGCAGACGAUAAAAUUUCAGACGAGGAGUUAGUGGACGAAUUGGAGAGAAUGAGGACUAUGGAGAAUGUGUGGCAGUGGCAGUGGGGAAAGAACGUCGCGACACCUUCCACGGCAACAACUAUCUCUACUGCUGAUCCAGAGAUGCCUCUAGUCGAUGUCUCGCACGAUGAGCGUGUUACACUCAAACCCCCCCUGUCUUGUUUGUCCGACCCAGUUCUCAGCGCAGUCUGGCAAACUACUCGACAGGCAUUGCUCAUUUGCAGGGAAUUCGUUCGUACCGAGCGGCAUUAUCUAUUGGCUAUUCGUAGCCUUUCAUCCGGUGAUACGCUCACCAAACCUCCGGCUCUGAUGCUCGCCUAUCUGCCGGCUCUCAUCGAAGCUAGCGAAGACCUACUGGAGAGACUAGAAGUCAAUCCGAGCGUACCAGGCGUCGCUAAUGCUUUCUUGCUCUGUGGAGACAAACUGGACGCCGCGUUGGUUGCAUGGUGCGGUGUCGUCGGGGGAUUUUUCGUUAGUGCUGACGAAGGAGUAGUAAAGCGUGAGCGUGCGAUCAGUUCUACGACGCCGAGAGUGGAUGAAAACGCGGCCAACACUACGAUCAAACGUCGAGUGAACUCGUGGGGCAAAAGGAUCAAUUCUAUCAAAGCUCUUGGAAACAGCGCUCCUUCCACCCUUUCCCAGGAGUCACACAAGCUGCCCCAAAACAACCGGGAACAGUGUUGGCCCUCUGUUCGAGACUUGGCCAUUUUACCUACUCAGCGUAUCAUGCGAUACACUUUGCUAUUUAAAGAUCUUUAUUCCCAUGCCCCCACUGGCAGUUCCUCUCGCGAUGGUAUAGAAAAGGCAAUGAACGCAGCCAUUUCUCUUGCUCGGAAAUGUGACAGGGCUCAAGGAAACGCCGCGUUCCUGCACAAGCCCACGAAAAACACAUGAGCUGGCCGGAUACCCAGUGUGCCGAAUUUAUUUAUUUCCUAUCUAUCAAGGUAUUUUGUCUAGAGCCUCGGAGAUUGGGUUUCAUUUGAUUGCUUCACUAUAUGAUAUCGAUGUAAACACUCGCACUAAUAGUUAGUAGAUGUAUACAGUCAAUUUACAAUAGACACUCCCUUGCUAUCAUGUCGGUGGCCGGAUG
Messenger RNA from Guyanagaster necrorhizus, 1478 nucleotides. RefSeq lists its product as uncharacterized. The transcript is spliced from 2 exons. Gene Ontology annotation, molecular function: guanyl-nucleotide exchange factor activity. The coding region runs from base 119 to 1282 and encodes 387 amino acids. Lineage: Eukaryota; Fungi; Basidiomycota; Agaricomycetes; Agaricales; Physalacriaceae. The record is from RefSeq and is a predicted model, not a curated record.